Messenger RNA from Cuculus canorus (common cuckoo), 4691 nucleotides. It is a transcript of the gene EDNRA, whose product is annotated as endothelin receptor type A. NCBI's taxonomy places the organism in Eukaryota, Metazoa, Chordata, Aves, Cuculiformes, Cuculidae. The transcript is spliced from 8 exons. The record is from RefSeq and is a predicted model, not a curated record. Gene Ontology annotation, biological process: regulation of blood pressure; vasoconstriction; enteric nervous system development. Gene Ontology annotation, cellular component: membrane. The coding region runs from base 263 to 1528 and encodes 421 amino acids. Gene Ontology annotation, molecular function: endothelin receptor activity.
AAGGGGACGCUCCGGCUUCUUCGGUUCGUCUUUUUCUUUUCCUGACUGAGCGGAGGUGGAGUGUCUCAAUCCCACCCAGUCCAGACGCUAUGGGAAAGCCUGUUCCAGGAAAAGCCACUCCGAGGGAAUCGUGAGCAGCAGAGACCAGCGGGGCAGGAGCAGCAGCAUGAGGACGGCGGGCGGGGGUGAAGAAGCGAGAAGUAUCUCACUGAAAUACUGAAAAACCCCUGUCUCACUGAAUUUCGUCUUUUGGGACUUAAGGAUGGAAGCCUUGUGUUUAAGAGUUUCCUUGCUGCUGCUGCUUCCAGGGUUUGCCCUCAGUGACAGCUCUGACAGAUACGCUACCAAUCGGAGUGACUUGGGAAACUACCUUUCCACUUCCUCAGGGAUCGAAUCCAGCAUAUUCCUCACCACCAGACCGCCCCUGGUGUCCAACCAAACUGUCAAAUGCUCCCAGCAGACUAAGAUUGCUGAAACUUUUAAAUACAUUAACACAGUGGUAUCUUGUGCUAUUUUCAUCGUUGGAAUGGUUGGGAACGCAACUCUGUUGAGGAUCAUUUACCAGAACAAGUGUAUGAGGAAUGGCCCGAAUGCACUGAUAGCCAGCCUGGCACUAGGAGACCUUAUCUAUAUUGUCAUUGAUAUUCCUAUCAUUGUGUACAAGCUCCUUGCUCAGAAGUGGCCUUUUGGAGAUUCAGAAUUUGGACAGUUUCUUUGCAAAUUCCUUCCCUUUAUACAGAAGGCAUCGGUGGGAAUCACGGUCCUUAAUCUCUGUGCCCUUAGUGUGGACAGGUACAGAGCAGUUGCCUCGUGGAGCCGUGUUCAGGGAAUUGGAAUCCCUAUGAUCACUGCUAUUGAAAUUUUCUCCAUCUGGCUUCUGUCCUUCAUAUUGGCUAUUCCAGAAGCAAUUGGUUUUGCUGUGGUACCUUUCAGAUACAAGGAUGAAGGUUAUGUUACCUGCAUGCUCAAGCCUACAAACAGUUUUAUGUUGUUUUACAAAGAUGCAAAGGAUUGGUGGCUGUUUGGCUUCUAUUUCUGCAUGCCACUGGCGUGCACUGCCAUAUUUUAUACACUAAUGACUUGUGAAAUGUUAAACAGAAGAAACAGCAACUUGAGAAUCGCUCUCAGUGAACACCUUAAGCAGCGUCGAGAAGUUGCAAAGACAGUUUUCUGUUUAGUAGUGAUUUUUGCUCUUUGCUGGUUCCCUCUCCAUUUGAGCCGAAUUUUGAAGAAAAUGGUAUACAAUGAAAGAGACCCUGGCAGAUGUGAACUGCUCAGUUUCUUGCUGCCAUUGGAUUAUAUCAGCAUCAACCUGGCAACUAUGAACUCUUGUAUUAACCCAAUAGCUCUGUAUUUUGUGAGCAAGAAGUUUAAAAACUGUUUUCAGUCAUGUCUUUGCUGUUGCUGCUCCCAAUCCAAGAGUCUAGUGACUUCAGUGCCCAUGAAUGGAACAAGCAUUCAGUGGAAAAAUCAAGAACUAAACAAUCACAAUACAGAUCGAAGCAGCCAUAAAGACAGCAUAAACUGAAAUUUAAGGACUCCGAUACGACUUUGGAAUCAAACAGGAAAGUCAUUACAAUGCUAUUUCAACAGGAAUCCCAGUGACUGCUCCAUCCGCGAUUCAGACACAUGCACCCUUCCUUGUACUUAAUCCUAGAGGUGACCGAGUAGAUUGACUGCAACUGUGAUGUGCUGCAAACUGAGAGCCACUGGAUGGUAAUUCUGUCUUUGAAAAUGAUAAGGAUGUGAUUAUGACAUCAAAAAAAUGACUUGAACUCACAGGUGGUUUGCUCUUCUGAACAAGGCGAGGACUGUCCAGCGCCUGUGACUGGCACAGUACAAUCUUUUUACCUGAGUGUUGCCUAGAAUGAAUCACUCCAGAAUUUUUCAGAAGACAUGAAAAUGGAGUCUGUCUGUGACUAUAUUUUCUCUCUGCCCAUUUGUCUUUUAACUUUUAUUUGUGUGGUGGAUCUAUUCCAUGCACCAGUAUGCUUUGCAUGUUGUUGUUGUUUUUCAGUUUUAUGUUAGAAAAUUCUUUGGUCCACACCAGUAUUUUAUUUACUUAUGUUACAGUGGGUCAGGACAUUAGCUGGGCAGUUCACAUUUGUAGCACUUCAGUACUCAAAAAUAGGAAGAGACCAUUUAAAGUAGCAUCAACAUUUGGCACUUAAGCACUGAUUAAUACCAAAAAAAAAGAGGUAUUAAUAAUACAGUAGUAUACUGUGUUAUUUAUUCUAAUGCUCUGUACAAAAUGAACAUAAUAAACAUAAUCUAUAUCAACAAAAAGAAUGAAAGAUGCCCACAGUGGGACACCUUACAAUGUGUUUUUAAUUAACCUGCCAUGUUAAUUAUUAAAUCAUAUGGAUCUAUUAAUCCAUUUAGACUAUAGCUGCGUUAAAUCUAAGUCAAAAUGAGGGUCAGUGGAACACAGUGAAACAAUAUUAAAUCUGCCCAAAGAGCUCUGAGAAUAUGGCUAUUAUAGCAACUAUGCACAACACUACUUACGCAUUGUGAACGUGAGGUUUUAGUCACAGUGAGUGCACAACUGUGGAAGUCCAUAAGAGCUGGAUGUCACAAGGAUAUUUUGUGCCUUAUGCUUAUGGAGCUUUUUGUCUUACUUUCACAAUAUUCAAUGAUUUUAUUGGGGUUUGAUAGUUUAUUAGAACUGUUAGCCUAAUAAACAAAUGCUAUGAAUAAUAUACAGAAAAUAGUGCUUGCAUACAUAUAAACUGGUGAUUUACUUAUUAUUUCCAUCCAUUAUGGUUACAUGGCAAGAUAUUCCUUUUUUUGGCUAUAAAAAUUUUUAAUAGGUAGUCUUUCAUUAAAUAGUGGAAUUAAAUAGUGUGGUGUUGCAUAUAAUAUGCCUCAUGCACAAAUCUGCUAGGAAAUUUAGAGCAUCUCUGGUGCCAGGCUGAGAAGCAGUAAUUAAAACUCCACAAAUUUUUAAACAUCUGUUAGAUUUCAAGUGAAAGGCAUAAUCCUGUAUAUUUUUAUUUACAAAGUCAAAAUGCUAGUGUCUUCAGUGACUUCUGUUGCACAAGUUUUCCAAAUGUUUACAUUCACACAAAACUUCUAAAGUAUAUUUUUCAAAACUUCUUUAAAUUGGCUUAUGUAUUUUGUGUGCUUUUGUCUCUGUGACAUAUAUGCCUGUAUAAAUGCAUACAAAUUUAUGUUCAUAUGUUAUAAACCUAAAUACAGUCUUCUGACAGUGCUCUGUAGUAGUGCCUAAGAGCACGGUAUUGAAUGAGACUUGGCUGAAUUUUAUUCAAAAUGUUUCAUCCUCAAACUGUAUCAAAAAUCACAGCAUUGAAUUACUAAGUCUCUUUACAUCCUGACACCUUCACUGCUCCUUUGACAGAAUAUGUUGAGCAAGUGAUAAAGGCAAACACAAGACAGAUAUGAAGAAUGCAUUUAAAUUAUAAGUUGUCGCUUAUUUAUUUCAAGGCAGGAAAAAGCUUUGCUUCCACUCCCUCUUCUGUUGGUUAGAUGGACCAAAAAAAAUCAGUCUAUACCAGCAAACCAAUAAUCCACUUGUUCAGAGAAAAUCUUUUCUGUUUACAGCAAGCAGUAGAGACAAUCCAUGAUAGAAACUUUAGGACUCUUCUACCAAAACCCAGGAUCUACCUGCAAAAGUUUCAGACCUUGAAACAGAUAAUUUUUAGGCUUUCCCAGCUGUCAUACCAACCAGAAGUCAUGAAAAACUAACAGUUUUCCUUCCAGCAUUAACACUUCAAACAUCUAAUGCUUUCCAACCAGUAGCUGUGUGGCAAAGAUACAUGCACAUGCACACCAAAACAUCCUGUAAGCCAGUUCAGCCUAGAUGGAAAAAACAUGUUCCUGCUUCCCAAAGAGCUGACUGACCUUACCAGCAGCAUUCUAAAAUACAAAGCUUUUUAACUAAAUUAAGAAGAGAGUACAGUAUCUAACAGAUGUGAUAGGUGUUUUUUAGAAUGCUUUAGAGACGUGUUUGGAAGCUUACUUAGAGAUCAAAGCUGCAAAAACUAAUUGGUGAUCCUCAUUCCAUCUCCUCCAGUCAGUAGAAGGACAGACAGAUCCUAAAUAACAGUCAGAGUGAGGUCUCAGGAGGUCUCGGACUCUUAUUUUGCCAUGCAUGCUCUCCUCAGUUUUCAUUGGCAGCUGCACUCACAAAGCAAUAAAAAGGACAAAGGGUAUUCCGAUGUAGCAGUUAUGGUGAGGGGGGAACUGUUUCCGUAAAACUUACUAAGGCACUUGCUUUAUAAAUUCUCUCAUGUUCUUCCCACUGAUAAUGGCAACUGUUCCUCCUACUAUUGUACCUACCCUUAAUUCUGAAAAUGCUAAUCUUCCAAAAGAAACAACGAAAGUCUUCCACAAUUUUGAAAAUCAACUUUGUUUAAUUUUAAUCUUUCCUUUUCCUGCCAAGUUCUCCAAAAAGGUGCCCCAGCAUUUCUUUGUGCAUCAAAACCAGUGUAUGCUUUGUUGCGUUUUUUUCUUUCUUGCACAGAACUUGCAUUCUCUUUUACACCAGAACAACUUUCUGCAAGUAUUGUUCCAUCCUCCUCUUAUUUUAUACCGGCUCUUUGCAUUCACCUUAACUGAAUCAAGCCAAGAUUUUCUCUGCAGCUAACAGGAUGUCUGUCCAGAAGUUUCAGAUUAAUUUCUUACACUUCUUAGAACAUCUGUUCAUUGUAAUAAAAAUCCAUUUAACUCUC